AUGACGAUAGGUAGGAAUCUGAAACUUCUUCUGUGGAAGAAUUUCAUCUUGAAGAAGCGGAAGACCCUGGUCACCGUGCUGGAGAUCCUGGCGCCACUGCUGUUCUCCACGAUCGUCAUGUAUCUUCGCCUGAACAGUCUGCCCCAAAAAAGGCCUCCUUUGAAUUACCUUGUGAUCAGCAUCAGUUUGCUGCCAGACUUCUUCUAUUUCCCCAUGCAGACUAGAUACCAGCUAGUGUACAUCCCUUCCAAGAGCAGAACAUUAAAGGCUAUCAUGGAAAUGGUGGAGAAAUCCUUUGACGUUGAGUUUGAAGUUCUAGGCUAUUCUUCGGUGCUUGUCUUUGAAAGUUACAUAAUCCAGGACCCCAAAGCCUUCUACAUGUGGGCCGGAAUUGUCUUGGAUCACUACUUCAAUGACAGCAAGCAGCCCCUGCCGCUGGAGAUCAAAUACCACCUGCGCUUGAGCUGCAUUCAGAGGAACUCCUUAACCUUGAAGGUGACGACAUACCGUGAUAAGCUGGAAGACUGCACAUCCUUCCUUUAUCCUCCAAACCCGAGCCAAGUGCCCCUGGCCUUUGGACAUUUCGACGGGGGACUCCCUGGAUACAGCAAGGCAGGCUUCCUGACCUUACAGCAUGCUCUGGACAAGGCCAUCGUGCAGCACCGCGCCCACAAUGUGAUGACCCAACUGUUCGAGGACCUCGCUGUGCUCGUGAAGAGGUUCCCGCAUGGAGCCCACAUCCAGGACACGUUCUUGCUGAUCCUUCAGAACGAGUUCCCUCUUCUGUUCAUGCUCAGCUUCAUCUGCAUCCAGCUCAUCAUCAUCAAUUCUGUUGUCCUGGAGAAAGAGAAAAAGCUGAAGGAGUAUAUGUGCAUGAUGGGAGUGAACAACUGGCAACACUGGGCUGCCUGGUUCACCAUGUUUUUCAUCUCCACCCUCAUGGUCGUCUCUUUCAUGACUGUCCUCUUCACGCAGGUGCACGGUGUGACGGUGUUCAGGAACAGCGACCCUAGCUUGAUAUUCAUUUUUCUACUGUGUUUUGCCACUGCCACAAUUUUCUUUGCAUUCAUGAUCAGCACAUUCUUCCAGAGAGUCCAGGUAGCACCUGCCGCCGGAGGCAUCCUCUGCUCCUUCACCUACCUCCCAUCCCUCUAUCUCAUGUUCAGCUACCCCCAGAGGACCCACUUCCAAAAGAUGGCCUUCUGUCUGCUCUUGAACGUCGCCAUGGCCUUGGGAGUCCGAUUAAUCUCUGCAUUUGAGAUAAAAGGCACAGGCAUGCGGUGGAAGAAUAUCGGCAGCGUGAGGGGGGAGUUUAACUUCUCCCAGGUGCUGCUGCUGCUGCGGCUGGACUCCGUUCUGUACGGCGUGGUGGCCCGGUGCGUGGAGGCCGUGCUCCCAGGGGAGUGCGGCGUACCCAAGCCUUGGUACUUCUUUUGUGGGCAGUCGACGCCCCUCACAUGGUCAGUGCUGGAUGUGGGGGAUCCUGACAAAGCUCCGAGAAGCAAGUUCUUUCAGGAAGAGCCUACCAAUUUGGUGAAAGGGAUUGAAAUCCAACAUCUGUACAAGGUGUAUCACAUGGGAAAGAAUAAACACAGAGCAGUCAAAGAUCUGACGAUGAAUCUAUACCAGGGGCAGAUCACCAUCCUCCUGGGACACAAUGGAGCCGGCAAAACCACCACGUGCUGCAUGCUCACAGGUCUUAUUCCUCCUUCAGGUGGAUGGGCCUAUGUCAACGGAUAUGAAAUUUCACGCGAUAUGGCUGAGAUCCGGAGGAGCCUGGGCUGGUGCCCCCAGCAUGACAUCUUGUUUGAAAACCUCACAGUAGCAGAGCAUCUUUAUUUCUAUGCUCAGCUGAAGGGCUUGUCCCGUCAGAAGUGCCCUGAAGAAGUCCAGCGGAUGCUGCAUGUCCUCGGUCUGGAGGACAAGCAGGACUCCCUGAGCCGGUUCCUGAGUGGGGGCAUGAAGCACAAGCUCUCCAUCGGCAUCGCCCUCAUAGCGGGCUCCAAGGUGCUGAUGCUGGACGAGCCCACCUCGGGCAUGGACGCCAUCUCCAGGAGGGCCAUCUGGGACCUCCUGCAGCAGCACAAGAGUGACCGCACCGUGCUGCUGACCACGCAUUUCAUGGACGAGGCUGACCUGCUGGGGGACCGCGUGGCCAUCAUGUCCAAGGGGGAGCUGCAGUGCUGCGGGUCCUCGCUGUUCCUCAAGCAGAAGUAUGGUGCCGGAUACUAUAUGACUUUAGUGAAGAAAUGUCAGUGCAGCACAGAGAUUUCUCAUCUGGUUUAUCAACACAUACCAAAUGCGGUUUUGCAGUCCAGCACUGGAGAAGAAUUAACAUGUAUUCUUCCUAAAAGGAGCAUGCACAGGUUUGCAUCUCUAUUUACCGAGCUGGAACUGAGGCAGACGGAGCUGGGGAUUGCCAGCUUCGGGGCUGCGGUCUCCACCAUGGAGGAGGUCUUCAUUCAGGUUAACAAGUUGUCAGACACCAGCACAGAUAUCUAAGCCCUCAAGAUCCCCUCGAUGCAGUCCCAACAAAGAGUCCCUAUCAGCAGGAUUAAACGCAUUCACUCCAGGAUCUUCUCAAUACAGUCAGGCCUGCCAAUCCAGAGGAACACUGGGGUCAGCCGUAUAUGCCAACAGUUCUAUGCCAUGUUCCUGAAAAGGGCCACAUACUCUUGGCACAACUGGAUGCUGAUGCUAACAAUAUAGGUCCUGGCACCUCUGGCGAUCACCAUCUUCAGCCUUGCCUUCUUCAACUUGGAAACGCGUAUGGACAAGGUCCCACUGGAACUGACCCUAAAAACAUACGGUCAAACCAUUGUCCCAUUCUAUAUUUCUCCCAAUUCCAGGCUGGGUCCUCGGCUUUCGGAACAUUUUACAAACAUGCUUGUGGCUGAGGAGCAGAUCCCUCUGGAGACUCUGAGCUCGGUGGAGGACCUCCUCCGGCGAAAGGCACAGGAGGAGCCCGAGGGCUUUGAUUACAAAUACGUCGUGGCGGCUUCCUUUGAAGACUCGGGGAACCACACCAUGGUGAUGGCGCUCUUCAACAAGGCGUACCACUCCCCUGCCGUGGCGCUGGCGCUCGUGGACAACUUUCUCUUCAAGCUGCUCUCCAGGGCCAGAGCCUCCAUCACAGUGGUCAACCACCCUCAACCCCAGUCGGCCCUGGAGGCCUCUGAGGAUAUCUUGUAUCAGGACCUGAAAGCACACUUUCUCAUUAUCAACUUGCUUUUCGGAAUGGCUUUCCUGUCCAGUUCCUUUUCCAUCUUGACAGUCAAGGAGCGAUCCACGAAGGCCAAGCACGUCCAGUUUGCCAGUGGCGUUUACGUGGCUACUUUCUGCCUGCUGUGGGACCUAGUCACCUCCCUCGUCCCCAGUCUGCUGCUGCUGGUGGUGUUUCUGUACCACAAGGAAGAAGCUUUUACACACAAGGACAACGUCCCGGCCUUUAUCUUGGCGCUUAUGCUCUAUAGCUGGGCAACCAUCCCCUUCAUCUACCUGACCAGCUUCUGCUUUCACUAUGAAGGCAGUGCUUUUAUCAAGCUCAUCAUCAUACUCACCUUCUCGAAGAUGGGCUACACAAUGGUGUUGGACUCCUUGGACCGCAUGUUCCUACUGCUGCCAGGCCACUGCCUGGGAAUGGCCCUCUUCAACUUAUACUACAAAUACGGAAUCCAGAAGUUAUGCAAAACCAGGAACCUGGACCACUGGGAGUGUAAUCAAAUUUCAGAGGGAUACACAGUCCAGGAGAGCGUCUACGCCUGGGAGUCUCUCGGGACAGGGAAGUAUCUGACGGCCCUGGUCAUCUCGGGGUUUGUGUACCUCAUCCUGCUCUUCCUCGUUGAAACCAACGUCUUGUGGGAGCUGAAAGCCGGGUUUUCUGACUUCAACAGGAAGCGACAAGUGGUGUUGAUGCACAGUGUAGCGUCAGUGCCCGUAGAUCAAGAUGUGGUGCAGGAGGCAAAGGUCGUGGAGAUUUACUUGGAAAAGCUGCGUGAGGAGAACCCACUGGUUCUUAGAGAAGUGUCAAAGUGCGAGGGUGGGGGAGGAGGCCGAGGGUGCGUGGGGCUCACGCACACACCACCACCCCUUCUUGGCAUCAACGGAGCCGGGAAAACGUCCAUCUUCAAAAUGCUGACUGGGGAAGAGCCCAUCACCUCUGGGGAUGCCUUUGUCAGGGGCCUCAGCAUCCGCUCUCACCUGAGGGAGGUGCGGCAGUGGGUGGGCUACUGCCCCCAGUUUGACACCCUGUUCAACCACAUGACAGGCCGGGAGACGCUGGUGGUAUACGCCCGGAUCCGGGGCAUCCCUGAGAGCCACAUCAGCGCCUGCGUGGAGCAGAUUCUUGACAGCUUACUCAUGUACGCGUACGUGGACAAGCUGGUGAAGACCUACAGUGGUGGCAACAAGCGGAAGCUGAGCACAGGGAUCGCCCUGCUUGGAGAGCCUUCGGUCAUCUCCCUGGAUGAGCCAUCCACUGGCAUGGACCCCGUGGCCCCGCACCUGCUCUGGGACACUGUGGCACGGGCCCGAGAGUCCGGCAAGGCCAUCAUCAUCACCUCCCACAGCAUGGAGGAAUGCGAGGCCUUGUGCACCCGGCUGGCCAUCAUGGUGCAGGGUCAGUUCAAGUGCCUGGGCAGCCCACAGCACCUCAAGAGCAAGUUUGGCAGCGGCUACUCCCUGCGGGCCAAGGUCCAGAGUGACGGGCAGCAGGAGGCGCUGGAGGAGUUCAAGGCGUUUGUGAACCUGACCUUCCCAGGCAGCAUCCUGGAAAAUGAGCACCAAGGGAUGGUCCAUUACCACCUGCCCAGGGAUGACCUCAGCUGGGCCAAGGUAUUUGACAUUCUGGAGCAAGCCAAGAUGAAGUUCAUGCUGGACGACUACUCUCUCAACCAAGUCUCCCUGGAGGACAUUUUCCUGAACUUUACCUGCUCUGUGCACCCAACCAAAGAGGAACACAAACAAGGCGCUUCUCCCGUGAAAGACGGGCCGGAGGGCACUGCCCAGUCCCUGACGGACACCGUGCUUGGGGUGGCUGGGGGCAGCCAGUGA
Molecule: messenger RNA, 5052 nt
Organism: Callorhinus ursinus (northern fur seal)
Lineage: Eukaryota; Metazoa; Chordata; Mammalia; Carnivora; Otariidae
Source: RefSeq, a predicted model, not a curated record